AUGAUAGAAAGAAGAAGAGUGCGGCGUCACCACGACGUAAAACCCGGCACAGUCGGAGCCGCCGCUCUCCGCCAAUGUCUCGUCUCUCCCACCGUCACACAGCUCUCCAUCCUGUCGCGACGACAGUUCCCGCUUCCCUCAGGCAAUGACCUCGACGUGAACAAGGCCCAGAUAAUUGUCCAUGAGGAUUACGCGGCAUACCCAGAUGAGUUACUGGCAAAACUGAAGGGUGCUGAAGGGUGCAUCUGGGCACAGGGCGUCAGCCAGAACGACGUGAACAAGGAUGAAUACAUACACAUCACCUACGACUUUCCCCUUGCAGCCGCCAAGUCCUUUGCAUCUCUCUCCCCGACAGACAAGUUUAACUUCGUUUACGUCUCAGGCGAGGGUGCAGACCCCACCGAGAAGACCCUCACCUUCUAUGGCAAGAUCAAAGGCCGCGCCGAGUUGGCCCUCCUUGCGCUCCCUUCGACACCCGCCUACAGCGCCCUCCGGAUAUUCAACGUCCGCCCAGGCUACGUUGAUCCUCCCAACCCUAACCGUCCCACAAGCGCCCUCAGGAAUUGCGUGGUCGACUCAGUCAUCGUGUCAACUCUGAGAACUCUGCUCCCCGGACUGGUCACGCCGGUCGGGACGCUCGGGCGGGUCCUCGUCGACCUUGCGACGGGCGAUGGGGCAGCCCUUACCGCGGCGAGCGGGAUUGAGGCCGGAGGGCGGACGGUGCGGAGCGCCGCCAUCCGGACGUUGGGCGGGUUGUAG
Messenger RNA from Sparassis crispa, 759 nucleotides. RefSeq lists its product as hypothetical. Bases 1 to 759 code for a protein of 252 amino acids. Lineage: Eukaryota; Fungi; Basidiomycota; Agaricomycetes; Polyporales; Sparassidaceae. The transcript has 5 exons. The record is from RefSeq and is a predicted model, not a curated record.